AUGGCUUUACCCACCCGCACCGAGUUCUAUCGCGAUCAUUUGGCGCCUUGUCGCAUCCUCCCAGGCGCCCCCAAGUUCGCAGACAUCGGUAUCUGCGUUGUUUGCCAAGAGGACUUCAACGAUGCGUCAUAUGACAUGGUCGCCGUCAAAAGCUGCUCGCACGUCUUCCAUCGCAAGUGCAUCAUCCAGUGGACCGAAACCUGGGGCUCGCCCCGCGACAAAUGCCCUUCGUGUCGGGAGGCAAUGUACCAGUACACGCCAAUGACGGCCCAUGAGAUCCAGGCCAUGCAGGAAGCGCAGGCAAUCCAAGACGCUGAGAGCCGGCUAUCAGAAUUGGGGCCGUACGCUGCAGCGAGAGAAGCUGAGCGCCUCUGGUUCACGUCCAUGGGCGUUUCGGUUGAGGGUCUCGAUGACUUUGAUGACAUGGAUGAACCGACACACUUUUCCGAUGAAGACGGAGAAUGGCCCAUAUCGCCAGCAUACCCUUCGUCAACGCCGGCUGUACGAGACGAAGGAAGACAAACAAACUCGGAGGAGCCGGCACAACUGACGCAGAUGCGUGGACUCCUCUACAACGAGUUCACGAGAGUGAGAGAAGUCUCCAACGUCGCUGUUGUCCACACAGUCCAUCCAUCAUUGCCGAACACAUACCUUCCGGUAACCUACCACGGCAACAGCGAGUACCAGAUCGAGGCGGCAGUACGAGGCGCGAUUGGAUACGUCUUGUUUCCGACAAUGCCGACAACCACCCCUAUCGUACCUACCGCCUCCGUCAGCGUGGAUGCUCCGCAUUCGCGCGCAACUUCGCUGGACGAAGUAGCGCCAUUCACGCCUCAUCGCCGGUCUUCCACGGCCUCUGAGAGUACCAAUGACGACGAUCUUGAUGAUCUAUUCGAGGACGAGACUACCUGGGGCCUUGGCUUACCGCCUAUCGUGAGUCAAUCUGAGCUUCCUUCCAUCAACACUUCUGACCAAGCUUCGCAGCCGACAUCUUCACCUAUUUCCUCUCCAGACGACACCCAUAUCGCUAGCCCUCAGAAGCGCAAACGCGAUUCCGCUACCACCGACGACUCCGCCUCCUCCUCCUCCUUCCCCUCCCCGCUAUCCAAGAAGGCCAAACCCACCAAUGAAGAAACAAACAAUAAGAACCCAGGCAAAGAAUCCGAAGCCACCCGACGAUACCGCACCGCCGCCACCGCCGCAUCCUUAAAGCCAUCCACCACCAACGCCCACAAAUUCCUCGACAGCAUGCGAAAGCAGCGCUCCAUCCCUACCCCCCGCUACGUCCCCACCGGCGCCGAGCGCCGCACCGAAGUCAACGCGCUCGCAGCCAAGCACGUCCGACACGUCGCCCCCGCCAUGCUCGCCAACAACAACAGCAAUCGCGACGUCGGCGGCGCGAUGACGAAGUUCGACUGGGCUGAGACGAAGCGCCCGAUCGACCCCACGCAGAUCAAGACACCUUCACCUUCAUCCACAUCCAAAUCCACAUUCCAGAAAUGGGUUGAUGAAGAAGAUGAGCAUGUGACUUGGCUUGUUAUUCCUGCUUCACGCAAGUUUAUCAAUAUGGAGGGGAGUAUGGUGCCGGUUGUGGAUAUCGUCAACAAAUCGAUCAAGUAUCCGGAGUGGACUUUUAUGGAGGAGAUCAAAGGGCCGCAUUGGAAGACUGGGGUGGAGGUGGUUAAGGCGGUUAAGGUUAGGUUUGAGAGGUUGACGGGGGAGCAACAGAUUGAGCGGAUUGAUGGUAUGGUUAAGCAGAAGAAGGAGGAGGAUAGGCAGGCGAGGAAGGAUGAGGCUGCUAGGAGAAGGACGGAAAAGAGAGAGGAGCGGGCUAGGAAGAGGGCUGAGAGGGAUAUGUAG
Molecule: messenger RNA, 1860 nt
Organism: Alternaria infectoria
Lineage: Eukaryota; Fungi; Ascomycota; Dothideomycetes; Pleosporales; Pleosporaceae
Exons: 3
Coding region: 1-1860 (619 amino acids)
Biological process (GO): protein ubiquitination
Molecular function (GO): ubiquitin protein ligase activity
Source: RefSeq, a predicted model, not a curated record